Molecule: messenger RNA, 1673 nt
Organism: Aspergillus caelatus
Lineage: Eukaryota; Fungi; Ascomycota; Eurotiomycetes; Eurotiales; Aspergillaceae
Product: ankyrin repeat domain-containing protein
Exons: 1
Coding region: 203-973 (256 amino acids)
Molecular function (GO): protein binding
Source: RefSeq, a predicted model, not a curated record
CGGGUUUUGCGCGUCUUCCAGACAUGUUGAUCUGGCCCAUCAGAAAUCACUUGCUACUAGUGGCCCUCGAGCGAACCAUCUUGGCACUUUUUUCCUUGCUUCAAUGCGGAAAGAUACUAUUCAAUCUCGCUUACCUCCUCUCUAGUCUUUCGACUCUACUCAACGUGCUGCGGUGUUAGAACCCGUUUCGAUUUGCCCUACCAUGCAUUUGGAACUACCUCUCAAGCUUUUGCUUCUUAUUGUCGAAUACUUGGACUCCAAAGAAGACCUGAACUCCUUUACGAGAGUAUCGAAAUACAUUCGCAACAAGACCAACAAUAUCUUGUACAAGAAACACGGUGAAUUAGCACUUCUGUGGGCCGGUGAGAAGGGAAUAGUGGAGACUGCCCAGCUUGCGUUAAGAUAUUACAACUUCGAAGAGGCAGAUGCCAACCGGAAAAGGGAACUGUGCGAAAGAGCUCUUUUGUUGGCUUGUGACGGGGGCCAUAUUGACCUGGUCAAGAUACUGCUCAAGGAAGGGGUUCUCGCCACGUAUAAAAAUUACGAAGGUAUGAGUGGGCUGUCACUAGCUGCUGGAAAAGGACAUAACGACAUUGUGGAAAUGUUGGUCGAGGCAGGAGCGGAGCCAAAUUGUGAGGAUAGAGAAAACAAAUCGCCUCUAAUGUUGGCUGCCAUUGGGGGUCAUCACCAUACAGUUAACAUAUUGCUGGACAGUGGAGCAGCUAUUGAUAGCCUUUGCUAUCACGAGUCCGCUACAGCUCUUAUGUUCGCUGCCUAUCAUGGCCAUGAGAAUAUCGUCAAUAUCCUCCUUGAUAGAGGCGCAAAUAUUGAUAAAACCAAUAUUUUUUGGAAAUACAGCUUUAUGGCACGCCAUCUGGGGUUGUCAAAAAGGUGUAUUCCAAACUCUCGUCCAAAGAGGAGCAAAUACUUCCCUUCGGGAUACCGCAGGGAAGACGUAUUUGGAAAGGGCUGAAUACUAUAGGGGAAUUGAUUGGGUAGCUGAUAAAAGUGGGGAAGGGAAGAAAAAACACAGGAGGAGAAAGAGGAGAAAACCAAUGUCCCCUCGGGAUACCGCAGGGAAGACAUAUUUGGAAAGUGAUGAAAAUUACAGGGAAAUUGAUUGGGUAGCUGAAAAAAGUGGGGAAGGGAAAAAAAAGCCCAGGAGGAGACAAUCAAGGAGGAGAAAAUUAAUGCCCUGUUGAACACCUCACGACAAGCGGUCGGCCGUUUCCGGUUUCUAAACAUUUCGUGCUAUGGACUGUGGUCGGUCUUUUUCAUUCUCGUUAUGUUUGGCUAUUUCGGAUUUUUCCCAGUGCGCUGUGGAGUUCAAACAACUUCGACUGCAUGAGACCUUGCAAUACCGCCGCUCAAUGGUCCACUGCUCAAACAUAUUCGACGGUUCACGAUUUUAAAUCAAAUCCGGAGAAAUGAAAGGAUCAGAACUGCCUUUUAUGAUCAGAUAUCACCAUUAUUAUCGUUGAACAAGACAUUGGACAAGGCGCACAGGACCAGAGGAUGCUGCUGAACGUAUUUUACAGUGUCACAAACGUCGAUAGACACUGUCUGUGAAGACACUGCUUUGAGUACUUUGUGCAACUGGUAAUAACGCAGUCUUCCAGUAAGAUUGAUGUUUAAUCUUUCCAUCUCUACAUUUUUUCCCCCUUAGUGAUCCU